AUGGCUCCCCCAUUGCUUAAAAAGCGCAAAGUCGAGAAUGGCAUGAAUGGCAGAACCUCGCGGCCAAAGAAAAUCAAGCUGCAGCGGGAAUACCACAGCAGCUCAGAGGACGAUGAUAACAAUGAAUCGUUCACCGCAGUCAACCUACAAGAUUCAGACAGCAAUAAUGAAGCGCGAUUGACCGAGAAAGCUCAGAAAAUUGCAGAAAAAUCAGAUCUGGACGGUUCAGAUGCAGAUGCAGAUUAUUCAAACUCAGACUCCCACACAGCAGCAUCAUACGCUGCCUCCGACUCCGAUAUAGACUCAGACGCCUCCAUAUCCGGCAGUGAUCAAACAAAAUCCACGCAGCGCAAGAAAUUCUCCAAACGCAAUGAUCCCACUGCCUUCUCCACAUCUAUUUCCAAAAUCCUCUCGACAAAACUACCCAGAGCAGCACGUGCAGACCCGCUUCUGUCGCGAAGCAGAGCGACCUUACAAACCACCUCCGAUCUCGCAAAUGAGAAGCUCGAGAGCCGUGCGCGCGCUAAACUGCGGGCUGAGAAGAAGGAGGAGCUGGAGCGUGGGCGCAUACGAGAUGUGUUGGGCGUCGAGACGGGAGAGGCUGGUGAGAUGGCGGAGCAGGAGAAGCGGUUGCGGAAGAUUGCGCAGAGGGGUGUGGUUAAGCUGUUCAAUGCGGUCAGGGAGGCGCAGGUGCGGGGGGAGGAGUUGGCGAGGGAAGAGAGGAGGAAGAGGGGUAUUGUUGGGAUGGCGGAGAGGGAGAAGGCGGUUAAUGAGGUUUGCAAGCAGGGGUUUCUGGAUUUGAUUAAUGGGAAAGGGGGGAAGAGUUUGAAUAUUGAAGAGGCGUGA
This is a messenger RNA of Paracoccidioides brasiliensis Pb18, 846 nucleotides long. RefSeq lists its product as uncharacterized. The record is from RefSeq and is a predicted model, not a curated record. Bases 1 to 846 code for a protein of 281 amino acids. Gene Ontology annotation, cellular component: preribosome, large subunit precursor. The transcript has a single exon. Gene Ontology annotation, biological process: maturation of LSU-rRNA; maturation of 5.8S rRNA.